AAGAGCAAGAAUGCCAGACCGGGAAAGGCCCAUCAGUUCAGCCCAGAAGGAAUGAUGUGGCUGCCUAUCUUGCCACUGACCGGCCAUCAGGCCAGAGGACGGCGUCCUGCGUCUCCUCACUUCCAUGUGCGAUUGGACACGCUCGGAUUCAAACGGCCUGCUGCAUCAAGACGAUCGCCAUCAGCUCAGCCGAUUGCCCUUGCACCGAUGUCGAGCGCUACCCAGUUAACUUUGUGCACCGUCAACGACCGAAAUGGUGCAGCGACAUGCAGACAUCGACCCACGUCCCCCUCAACAACUACUUCGCAAGGGACACGCAAUGUCGUCGCGUAAUCAGGUGACGGGCUUGGAAGAUACGGCAGGCUCUUCGUCACGGUGACGAGCUGGCACGGCAUGCACCCACUCAAUGCAAAGCCUUC
Didymella exigua CBS 183.55 is the source of this 419-nucleotide messenger RNA. RefSeq lists its product as uncharacterized. Bases 52 to 333 code for a protein of 93 amino acids. The record is from RefSeq and is a predicted model, not a curated record. NCBI's taxonomy places the organism in Eukaryota, Fungi, Ascomycota, Dothideomycetes, Pleosporales, Didymellaceae. The transcript has a single exon.